Messenger RNA from Crotalus tigris (Tiger rattlesnake), 2020 nucleotides. It is a transcript of the gene LITAF, whose product is annotated as lipopolysaccharide induced TNF factor. Gene Ontology annotation, molecular function: zinc ion binding. Lineage: Eukaryota; Metazoa; Chordata; Lepidosauria; Squamata; Viperidae. The record is from RefSeq and is a predicted model, not a curated record. The coding region runs from base 361 to 1221 and encodes 286 amino acids. The transcript has 4 exons.
GAAGGAGGAGGUGUCUGGCUCAGAAACGCACCCUAAAGCAACGGCUCCACUCCUGGCCCCUUGACCGUAUCAGGGUCUGGCACACUCUGGCACCAAAACUCCCUUUCCUCUAGCAACGGGAGGCCAAGGCUGCUGAGCUUUGAUGGAUCACCACCGUGAGCAUGUGGCCAUGGGUGAAGUGGCCUGGGAGCCUUCCUGAGCAAAGGCUGCGGGCAAAGCCUUGAUUGGGACAGGUUGGAGAUCCUCCUGUCCCUCCAAGGGAUCAGGCCAGGGUCAGAAAUAAGCGGGGCUUCCACCCUGCCGGCAUCUCCUUCGGCCAAGCCCUGGUUUAAGGAGUUACGGUUUACCCGGUAUCUCACAAUGGGGUGGGGGGGUAACACGGCCGCGAAGGGCAGGGGGGCCAGAAUGGCGGACCCCAACAACCGCUGCUCUGCCCCUCCCUCUUGGCAGCGCAGCCCGGUUCCCAAACGGGCGCCCUGGGCGGGCUGCCGGGGCGGCGGAGGACCCGUCGGAGCCGGUCAGGGCUUCGGGAACGCUUGGAAAAGCGCCGCGCGGGUCAGGAGGGCUCCGCGCCUCGGCGGUCCGGCAAAGCGCCGCUGCGGGCCCUUUCUCUUCUUCCUGCCCGGGACGGCGGCCCGCCAAGCCUGCCCUGCGCCCUCGGCCGGGGCGGGCCUUGGAGGGCGGGUGGGGCGCUGGAAGCGAAGCGGAAGAGCCCGACGGCGAGCAGGUGAAGCGUGCCAGGCGACCGGCAGAAACAUGGCUGCUCCUUCCUCAGCUCUUCCACCAUCUUACGAAGAAUCAACCAGCGCCAGUAAUCCAGCUCCGUAUCCCUACCCUCCUGCAGGGGGAAUUCCUGUGAAGGGGGCACCGGCCCCUUGCCCAGUCCAGGCCCAUCCUCCAUUCCCACCCCAGUCCUAUGGCAUGCAACCCCAGCCGGUUCGAGCGGUACCUCCAGUGCCCGUCCACACCGUUUACAUCCCGGGCCCGCUGGUCUUUCUUGAGCACCCCAUGCAGAUCCACUGUCCUGCCUGCAACCAGAUGAUUGUGACCCGGAUCUCGUACCAGCCUGGAGCUCUGGCCUGGCUCUCCUGUGGGGGCCUCGCCCUGGUGGGGUGCUGGCUGGGCUGCUGCCUGAUCCCCUUCUGCGUGGAUGCCAUGCAGGACGUCCAGCACUUCUGCCCCUGCUGCAAUGCCUUCCUGGGUGUCCACAAGCGCCUCUGAGCGGAUCUGGACCCCAAUGCCAGGAAGUGUAAGGUCCCCUUUUGUACACCUUCGCUCAAGUCCUCCUGGGCCAGGCCUUGCGGGGCCCGUCCAGUGCCUCAAGACUUGCCCUUUGGAACAGUGCAGACCACCUCUGGAGUCUCUCUCCCAAACUUCGGCUUGUCGUGACCUGCGCCGCUGCCUGAGGGAAGAGCGGAUCCCGGCUUCUUGCAAAGGAGCGAAAGAACCACACGAAGGCUGCUGCUCCUGCUGCCCCUCAGUGCCAGGCCUCCUCUGCAGGGGGAGUUUGCGGCACAACCUACGAAGACUGAGGGGAGGCAACUUUCAGUAUUUGACCCAAGCUCUGCAGGGCUCCAGCCGGCUCCCAUCUUUUCCAUCGUGGCCCAUGCCCGGUCACAAGAAGCGCCUGCUGUGAUGCGGAGCAAGAUGUUUCCCCAAUCUGAGGGUUCCCAGUUUGGGGAGCCGUGGACCCUCCAGCCUCACCCCUCUCCCCCAGCUGUCAACGGGGGAAGAGAGGCCCCGUGCCUUGAAAAGCAGAGCAGGUGCUGCUGGCACAGGGCACCCCGGCCGAGGUUCAGCUGUGCACUUGGGCGUUUAAGGAGCUUCCUGCCCCCAGGAAGAAGGGACUUUUGUCCUGCGGAUUGGGGUGGAACAGGGGCCAGAGUAGCUGGAGAGGGAGGUGAAUCUCUAGAGUCCUUUAAAGUUGUUGGCUCUGCAAGUCCAACUUUAUUCUGAUUUGCUUCCGAACUUAAUUCUGACUUUUUCAGCUUUUGAAAUAAAACUCUCUUGCAAAAAGAAA